Aspergillus ibericus CBS 121593 is the source of this 1301-nucleotide messenger RNA. RefSeq lists its product as uncharacterized. The record is from RefSeq and is a predicted model, not a curated record. Bases 171 to 1301 code for a protein of 376 amino acids. NCBI's taxonomy places the organism in Eukaryota, Fungi, Ascomycota, Eurotiomycetes, Eurotiales, Aspergillaceae. The transcript has 4 exons.
CUCAUGGUGAUCCAAAGGACGGAGACCGGCGCGGUGGAAAAUGUUAUAGCCAUCAUGCUCACGGCGACUCAUAAACAGUCUGGGUGACCACCGUUGGAUCGUGGCCGGCUGGAUUCGCCUGCCAUGGCAUUGGGCUCUCCUCCUUUCACUUUCUUCACGUCUGUCUAGGCAUGAAUUACACCUGCGAUCCGGUCCACCUACAGGGGUCCGAUUGCAACUCCCCGCACACGUUCCCCGGGUCAUCGUCCUACAAUGCAGGGCCCGGGAUUCUGGCUCUCAACUGGGCGGCCGCGGCCAUCGCGGUUCUGGUCAUGACCCUCAGAGUCAUUGCCAAGGUUCGCAUUCGACAUUUUGCGAUGAACGACACGGUUAUGCUAUGUGCAUUGGCACUCGCUUUGGCCGCAUCCAUCAUGAUCACCAUGGCCAUCGGACAUGGUUACGGGCGACACUAUCAAUAUCUGAGCCGUGCAAACCAGGUGCUGGCCCUUCAGUAUUAUACCGGUUUCCAAUGUCUGUUGAUUGUCGCCACCGGCGUUGGGAGAGCGGCCUUUGCGCUCUAUCUCCUGAACAUCCUGCGCCAGCAAAGGUUUGUGUGGUUCUUCCUAUGGGUCAUAUUCGCGGUGCAAAUCAUCAUCAACAUUGUCUCCGUGGUCACCAUCCUGGCCCAGUGCAAGAAUAUCAACUCCAUCUGGGACACAACCGUGGUCACGACAUGCUGGGAUCCGAAUGUCGAUCGUAUCUACGCCUACGUUCAGUGCUCGAUCAACACUGCAACGGACCUUUUCCUCGCUGUCUUCCCGACAUAUACCUUCUGGAGCCUGAGCCUGCAAAUGCGCAUCAAGAUCAGUCUGGUCAUCCUGAUGGGCCUGGGCCUAGUAGCCAUGGUGGCCUCGAUCAUGCGGAUUGUAUACGUGGAUUCCAUCGCCGAACGGGGUGAUCAAACGGCGGCCACCGUGGCGCUUUCCCGAUGGGCUCUGGCUGAGUGCUAUCUGGUCAUUGUCACGGCCUCCAUACCCUGUAUUCGGUCUUUGGUCAUCGCGUCUGUCCGCGUUAUUCAUAGCAACAACCGCUCGCGAGGGCAGUCACUGCCGAAGAUCAGCGCGCCGAUUCCGGAUCCCGCAGCAUACAGCACUUGGACGGUUGCCCAUCCGUCCCAGAGUCGGCGACAAGGGAGUGUAGAAUAUAUUCUCAGCAAUGCCGAGCUGGACCGGUUAGACGGGGGCGGGCUUCCCAAACGGGGGGCUGUAAUGCUUCUUACAAAAGACUCGAGCAGCACCGAGAGCCGAGUCUACCGGUCGUAA